AUGAUCAGCAAAAUCUCUAUCCUAUGCUUGGUUGCAUGUGCAGCAGCUGUUCCAAUAUUCGAACCUGCAGCUCAGUCAUACUCCACUCAAACUAAGCAUACCACAGUGCACCACGGAUCAGCACUUGUGAGCCAUUUGGCUCCAGUUGCUGCAAUUCAUGCUCCAGCUAAUUCCUAUUCUUCUGUCACCUUUGGACACUCUGCUGUUCAGGCUGCCCCAGUCUAUGCCUACUCUGCCCCAGUAUACCACGCCGCUCCAGUUGUACAUGCUCUUCCAGUUGUACACUCUGCUCCCGUAGUACAUACCGCAGUCCAUGCUGUUCCUGUUUUGAGGCACAUCGAAGAAGACAACUCCGCUCCAGCUCACUACCAAUACAAAUAUGGAGUUGAAGACCACCACACUGGUGACAUCAAAUCCCAAGAAGAAUCCCGUGAUGGUGACGUAGUCAAGGGUUCCUACUCUCUCCACGAAGCUGACGGUACCAUUAGGACUGUGAAAUACUCAGCCGACAAAAAUGGAUUCAACGCAGACGUACAAAAGUCAGGACAUGCUACUGUCAGUCACGUACAGGCACCUAGUCAUAUUCUUUUGCAUCAUUAG
Messenger RNA from Coccinella septempunctata (seven-spotted ladybird), 600 nucleotides. RefSeq names its product cuticle protein 8-like. The record is from RefSeq and is a predicted model, not a curated record. The transcript is spliced from 3 exons. The coding region runs from base 1 to 600 and encodes 199 amino acids. Lineage: Eukaryota; Metazoa; Arthropoda; Insecta; Coleoptera; Coccinellidae. Gene Ontology annotation, cellular component: extracellular matrix.